AAAUGUUAUUCUGAAACACACAUUAUAAAUGAUUCAAAUUUUUUAAAGACUGUAUUGAAUAUUUGUAUAAAUGUGUACAUUAACUAACACAAUUUGUUUUUAAGGUAACCAUUUCAAAAAAUCGUACAGAACUUACUGUAAAUAAAUUCAAAUUUACCGCAAAUAGUUUACAAAAUUGUAUUUUUGUAUGGAAAGCUCAAUAUUUAACACUAUAGUGCAACGGGUAUUUUAAACAAAUCCGUUUACCAAACAAUACUGAACAAACAGUAAAACAAACAACGCAAAGUUGGCAGCGCGAACCUAAGAAACUCAAAAUACCUAUGUCAAGUCACAGGGAAUUUCUGUUUUUUUAUGUUCUCCCCAAUUUCUAAAUUUAAAAGCAAAACCAGUUAACGGUCAUCAUUGUGACAAUUGCGUUAUAAUCGUUUACUACUAGUGUCACUCACAUCGAAGUACUUGGGUGAAUUUUGUAUAUUAUGGACUUAUCCGAUUACAUUAAGUUAAAAUUGAACAUACUCAAACAGCCGCUGAAGACCGAAUUCAAACAAAAAUCAUUGGAGACCAGAAUCGACGAGUUCAAAAACAUUCGUCGUGAAAACAGAACGAAUCUUAUGUUUGAUAAACGAAAAAUCGUCAACAUGUCCCCGUAUCAGACGCCGGAUGCCAAAAAUGGGCGCAAAUCUGUUGCGAACAGCGAAGUUGUCGUAAACAAGAGAUUGGAGAUGUUGCAGAAAUGGAGGGAAGAGAAGGCGAAAAAAACAGCGGAGGCAAGAAGUAAAGUCAAGCCCAUCUUCAAGGUGUGUCAUGUUGAAACCAAACUCAGUUUGACUGAUUUUGAUAAGUUAAAUGAGGUUAAAGGAAAACCUUUACAAUCAAAAUUUGCUCCAACUAAUCACCAAUUCAAACCACCAUCUAAUAUUAAACCAAUCCAACUGAAUGGAAGUGUAACCAGUAAAUCUGGAAUCGGACAGAAAAGAGUGAGCCAAAGGAGUUUGUCAAAUUCUCGAGUAGUUAGUAAUACUACAGGCAAUUUAAGUAGGUUGUCUUCUCGGUCCGCAGAAAAUUUAUCUUCGGUUAAUCGAAAAAUAUUACCCGUUAAAGGCAGACCUCCAGUUACAAAUCCAAAAGCAACAGCCGCAAACGUUAAAUCCAAUAAGCCGUUGGCAGCUACAGCAAAAAUAACUGAAACCAAGAAAAGUGUUAAAGAUAACUUACGGGAGGCGAAACAGCCGAAAUCGAAGACUGUAAGCCCCAACAAAAAGUUGAAGACGACGACCACUCAGUCGACCGGCCGAGGUCGAGGACGGCCACCCUCGAAAACAAAAGAUUCACCCACAGCUAAACGUACGGAGUCACAAGAAUCGUUAGCCGACAAAACGGAUGACACUAACAAAUCCAACGCCACUCCGCAGAAAAAAAAUAGAGGUCGACCGAAGAAAGUCAAGCUGGAGUCGACAGAAGAGGUACCCUCGUCGCCCAAACGACUGCGGGGUAGACCUUCGAAGGGCGUCGCGUUCAAGACUCCGGUUAAAACGCCUAACAAGUCAGGCGCGAGGACUUCAGCGAGGCAAAAGACUCCGUUCAAAGUCAACGGAUGGAACGUGGAGUAUAACGGUGAAAGUUCUGAGGAAGCUGACGAGGCGGAUAAGUCGCAAGACGUAACAGUUGUGGACAUAAAGUCUUUAACUGAUGAGGACUUCUGUACACCAGAUAAGGACAAAGGUCCCCGGGAUUCGCCGCCCAUGUACAUCAGUCCAUUUGUAACCGUUUCCAGGGGUAAAGAAAGCGCUAGGAAAGAAUAUCAUGUCAGAAAUUCACCCAGAGCCGCUGCGGCAUCGCCCAGUUUUCUCAAAAAGGAUGUGGACAAUCUUAGUAGUCCAAAGGCAGGAGCAGAAUAUUUCUCAAAGAAAUUGCAGGACGAAAUCAACCGGAUAGAAGGCAUGUGCAAUGAAUGGGACUCAUAUAGGAAAGGGGAUGAUGUACCAACUGAGGCUCAAGACAUGAUCGACGUGGCUAUCGGCCAAUCGAAACUGCUCAUCUCCAAAAAAUUCCAACAAUUCCGCGGACUGAUCGAAGAAUGCAGAUCUCAAAAUUUCGAAGCGAAAACUGUCACGUGCUUGGAUUUGCACGGAUUUUGGGAUAUGAUGUACAUACAGGUGGAAGAUCUGGAUAAAAGGUUCCAAAACCUGCAAAAACUUAGAGAUAAUAAUUGGGAGGAGGUUUUGCCGGUGAAGCCAAAAUCGCCGGCGAAGAAAGCGAGGGGCAGGCCCCCGUCGAAGAGGGCAGCAAGCUCUCGCUUGAAAGAAAUGAUCAAAGCUGCAAGAGAGAAGAAACUUAAUACUGCCACUACGGAAGAACAGCUCAGUGAGAAGACGUUUGAUGGGGGAUACUUCUCUGUGCAGUCUCCAAUAAAAGAAACUGUCUUGCCAAAUUCAUCAAAACGCCGGAGCUUGAGAAUGUCCGUGCUGGCAAAUGAGGCGCGGAGGAAAAUCAGUUCUCCGGGAUUGACAAUGAUGAAAGUAAGCCACUCUAUUAAGACUGGCGAUGGUCUGACACCAGGGAAAAGUAUUCUUAAAAUUGAUGGCGUAAAAUCUGCUAAAAAGUCUGUACUCUUCAGAGAUGACAUUGAAGGCGCAAGGAAAGAAAGUAUUUCCAAAACUGUAUUAUUCCCAAGUGAUGAUGACACUGAUGAGAAUGAUCAAAAUGAGGAUAAUAUGGUACCCACGCGUAGGAGUUCAAAGAGACUGACAAUGAUAUAAUUUAUUAGGUGUUGUAUUUAUGUGAUUAUUAGUUAUUUAUAUUUUAUAGAAUUGAUUUUGUUUUGUAUUUAAGCUUAAUAAUAAAUAAAUAAAAUAUAUCCUCUUUG
Messenger RNA from Aethina tumida (small hive beetle), 2866 nucleotides. It is a transcript of the gene mars, whose product is annotated as disks large-associated protein 5. Gene Ontology annotation, molecular function: DNA binding; microtubule binding. Lineage: Eukaryota; Metazoa; Arthropoda; Insecta; Coleoptera; Nitidulidae. Bases 477 to 2759 code for a protein of 760 amino acids. The transcript has 4 exons. Gene Ontology annotation, biological process: mitotic spindle organization; regulation of mitotic cell cycle; signaling. Gene Ontology annotation, cellular component: spindle pole centrosome; nucleus; cytoplasm. The record is from RefSeq and is a predicted model, not a curated record.